Messenger RNA from Schistocerca gregaria, 2807 nucleotides. Its product is annotated as protein FAM98B-like. Bases 204 to 1568 code for a protein of 454 amino acids. The record is from RefSeq and is a predicted model, not a curated record. Gene Ontology annotation, cellular component: tRNA-splicing ligase complex. The transcript is spliced from 8 exons. Lineage: Eukaryota; Metazoa; Arthropoda; Insecta; Orthoptera; Acrididae.
AGUAGCCAGUAUAUAUCUAUGGUCUAUGUCAGUACACAAUAUAGAAAAACAGUUGGUAGUUCCUGAGAUAUAUUUUUUUCUGACAGUACAGUAAAGGUCUUUGGUUGCCGGCUGUAUGUGAUGUGUUGUAGGCAUGCGAAAUUUUUCCCGGAGAUUUAUUAUAUUUUUGAGUCUGUAGAGCUUGUAAUUCGAAGAAGUUAAAAAUGGAGAAUGAUAUUUUAGACUCUUUAGAAGAUCUAGGGUACACCGGUCCACUGCUUGACGAUUCCUGCUUGGAAAAAGCUUUAGAUGGUGGUCCAAAAUCCGUCGAGUACACGGCCCUUGUGGAAUGGAUCUCAAAAGAACUCCAGACACUUUACCAUUUGGAAGAACAUGUUAACGCAAUCACAACUGCAGAGGAUUCUAGUUCGUUCAUGCUAGAACUCAGUAGUUUCUUGAAGGAGUUGGGAUGUGCAUAUAGCCAACUUACUGGGGGACAUAUGAGUGAAAGACUGGGAUCGAGGAAGAACCGGAUGUUACUUCUGGACUUUCUUCUGACUGAGCUACAGGCAGCACGGAUGAUCCAAGUCAAUAAACCAGAUGACUCUAAAACGAUGCAAGUUGAGUUGAGUGAAAGCUCCACUGCAAGUGACCUGAAAAACAUGCUGAUAGCAUUAAAAUUUCCAAAACCUCCAGCAAAUAUUACUCCAGCGCUUUUAUUUGGAAAAGUUGAAACAAAGAUGAAGGAGGUAUUGGCGAAAGCAUCUCCUGAAUUAAUUGGGAAGCCAUUAUUCACAGGUGUUCUAUCGGAUAAACAGUGGCACAUCCUAGCUAAUUUACAGUCUGAAAUGCAAGACGAGUAUCGUGUACGGAAAGAACUCCUAAUAAAGAGAUUAGAUGUGACUAUACAGUCAUUUCAGUGGUCAGAGCGGAUGCGUGGUAGAGAGGACGAGAUUGCAUCUAUUUUUCUAGUUCGUCGGAAAGCUUUAGACUCUGAGCCAAAUGUCCAUCUUGCUGAUCUUUUAGCAGCUCGAGAAGACCUGGCAGUCAUCGAAAAGACAAGCAGUGCAUCAGUCCGCAAGAACACUCAGUCUUCUAUCAAUAAAGUCAUCAUAGGCAGGGUUCCAGAUAGAGGAGGCCGCCCAAGCGAACAGCAGCCACCCCCGCCAGAGAUGCCUAGUUGGCAGCAAUCAAAACCAGGUGGCGGAGGCAGAGGUGGUUUUGGGGGUGGAGGUGGCGGUGGAAGGGGAGGAGGUGGUGGCGGUGACAGAGGUGGUAGAGUACAAGGUGGAUGGAACACAGGCAAUGCAGGUGGUGGCCGUGGUGGUGGUGGCGGCGGAGGCGGUGGCUACCAAGGUGGUGGCGGUGGAGGUGGAGGUGGUGGUUACCAAGGCGGUGGUUACCAAGGUGGCGGCGGUGGUUACCAAGGUGGUGGUGGUUACCAGGGAGGGGGUGGAUACCAGGGGGGCGGAGGUGGUUACCAGGGGGGAGGUGGUUACCAGGGAGGAGGAGGUGGUGGAAGAGGGAGAGGAGGACGUGGAGGUGGAUGGAGUCGAGGUGGUGGAGGAAGGCAAGAUGGCUACCGAUAACAUUUUUGGCUCAUCAUGCGUUUACUGUUGGAAAAAUGAUUGUUCUAUAUUUUACCUGUAGUCAUCUGCCUCAUCCUGAAAACAAUGUGCUUGCUAUUGUGAUGUAAUCAGCAUCUAAGUACUUAAGUUAUGUACAUUAUGCAUAUUGUUAACUGACAUUGAAAAGCAUAUGUGAAUUUGUUUUCUAAUAAACUACCUUUUGAGUAGAAUGCUAAGCUUGCUCACACAAUGGGUUCAUUUUUUUUAGUGUUUCACAUUAAUAUAUUUUCCAUUUGAAUGUAUUAGUUUAUUUAAAAAAAGUAAUGUCUCAGUUGUGUAGCAUGAUGUCUGCUCUAUUUGUGUAUUAAAUUAUUUAGCAUUAUUUUGAACCCCCACAUGCUUGUUAAUGCAAAUACAUAGUCAGAAUAUGUGUAUCCUCCUUGUUUGCAGCAAGUGAUUAAUUUAUUUAUAAAUGGAAACACAUUCUGAAAUCAUUGUCAAAGUUGAUCUGAGAACUUUAUAAAUUCAAGGCAGUUAAUGAAUGGCAGUUGAAUUUUGUGUUUUGCUAUUGUAUUCAUGACAGAACUAUUUAAUUCUUCAUGUUUAUAAGCAAUGAAAAUUGUAGCAACUUUACUUCUGCAUUAAAUAUUUAUAUACGUGAAACUGUCUGCAGAGCAAGAUAUUUGCUCCUGAUCAAAUGGAGUGUGUACUUUAUGUUCGUGUUGAAACCUUAGCAGCUAGUAACACUAUAUUGUAUUGAAUAUUAUUUAAAAAAAUUGAUAGUGUGGGACUGAAGGAAAAUAGUGAUGUGAAGCAAGUGUUUGAUAUAAGUUGAGUAAUUGUAACGUAAUUUGUGAUUUAAUACAGUUGUGACUGUGUGUGCAUGUGCAAAUUAACUUAAUUUAGUUCCCGUGGCAGUCUUCCAGCAUUCAUUUUGUGAGCAUUCUACAUAUGUAUGUUAAAUUAUUCCACGCAGCUCAGAUUGCGUGCAUUAUUUCUGUUUGUGCUUAUUUGCGCAGUGAAUUUUCCUUUGAAAUGCCAGGUAUAUAGUCUAAUGGAAAAAAAGGUGCGCAAUAUGAUUGAGGAUUAUGGCAUAUCAGUCACUAAGAUAUGCAGUACUAGUUUAAUUUUUUUUUUUAUUUACUCUUGCGCAUCUCAGUGGAAACUUUCUUUCCAAAGUAUUUUUAAAGAACACAAGUAAUAAAAGACAAAAUAAACAUAUGCAACUGAUUUAUUAAUAAAAUGAGCAUCAGUGUACAA